Molecule: messenger RNA, 1125 nt
Organism: Serpula lacrymans var. lacrymans S7.9
Lineage: Eukaryota; Fungi; Basidiomycota; Agaricomycetes; Boletales; Serpulaceae
Exons: 8
Coding region: 1-1125 (374 amino acids)
Source: RefSeq, a predicted model, not a curated record
AUGUUAGAGAGGGAAGAUGGACGUCGUACCAACUAUUCCCAGAUGAUCCCUUACCUGUCCAAGGAAAUCAAAGAUCAUGGCACUAUUUACCAGACUAUCAAAGUUGUCUUUGCAGACCUAUUCCAUUGGAUCCAUGAUGUGAUUGAGCUGCAGCUGCCUGAGGAGUAUAAGCUAUUGGCUGAAGUUACGUCAAUUUUGCCUGGCAUCAAUUUGUCUCCAAUAUUCCCCUUCCUUUCACUGGUGAUUAACCUCAAUGUCUCUACCAAAGGUCAUCGAGAUAGCAAAGACAAGGACUUCUGUCUUGUCCUUCUUAUUGGUAAUUUCCAAGGUGGAGCCCUUAUCAUGGUUGAAACAGAUGCUCCCACGCCAAAAUUUGACGUGUGGUUCAUCAUCCUCCUUAUACUACUCAUGGCUAAAAAAUCUGCUUCUAGUAAAACCAAAUAUCAAAAGGGUAAGAUUACAAUAGAUGCUGGAGAGUAUGAGAGGCUUAAGGAAGUUGGGAAAGCUCAAACUAGGGCUGCCAGCAAAGCAGCUCAAAAGACAUUUCUGGAGAGACAGUGUCAAGAAAUCCUGAAACAUACUGCUGAUACUCUUGAGGAAGAGGAUGAGGGGGAGGAUGCCCCACUGCCACCCUCCCAGAAGGGUAGGUAUAGGAGGGAGGUAGUAGAUGACCAGGAAGAAGAGAAUGAUAGUAACAUGGUCCAGACUCCACCUGCAACUCAACCUAGAUCCUGGAGGCCUAUAGAUAAUGAAGAUGAAGACGGGGGUGGGGAUGACAAUGACAAUACAGAUACAGAAGAGUUUAGGAACACUGUUAGAGGGGAUAGUGAACAAGAAGAGGAGGAGGAUGGCAAUCAUUCCCAGAUGCAAGGCAGAAAAGACACACAACAAGUUGGUAAUAUUGGUGAAAGCACUAGCACACCAUCUUGUUUGCUAUCUGCAGCUCUUUCCAUUCAACCUUCCAGUUGCACAUCAAGCACAGCAAUGGCUAGUGAAGUGCAAACCUACACUAAUGUGAAAUAUAUAUACAGACAAUCAGCCAAUCUUCAAUAUCUUAAUCAAAAACCUCAAGGCAAAGAUUUUGGGAUUGACUUUGAUGCUUUAGAGGAAACUAUGGUAGCAUAA